Eutrema salsugineum is the source of this 717-nucleotide messenger RNA. RefSeq lists its product as uncharacterized. The record is from RefSeq and is a predicted model, not a curated record. Lineage: Eukaryota; Viridiplantae; Streptophyta; Magnoliopsida; Brassicales; Brassicaceae. Bases 1 to 717 code for a protein of 238 amino acids. The transcript is spliced from 2 exons.
AUGAACAGAAGGGGUAGAGGAGUGAGGGAACCUGCAGAUGUAACUUACCCUGAACUUUCAGAGUAUGUACAGCAUCUGAAGAUCGCGAAUCCAGGUACAUUAGCAGAGAUAGAGACGUACAAUGACGAAUCAGGUUUGGUGCGUUUUAAGUAUCUGUUUCUGUGUUUUGGAGCUAGUAGAUUGGGCUUAGGUUGUGUUAGAAAGUGCUAUGUGUUGGCUGGGGCUCGUUUGGGAGGAAUGUAUAAAGGUAGUAUGUUAACUCUAGCCGGACAAGAUGCUAACUUGCAAACAUAUCCAAUAGCUUUCGCUAUUGUGGACGGGCAAAAUGAGGGAGCUUGGAAUUGGUUUAUGGUGCAAGUUAAGAGUAUACUUGAAGACUCGCCGAAUAUGUGUUUUAUCAUGGAUCUUAGUCGUGCAAUUAUGAAAGCGAAAUGGAGUACAUUCCCAUUAGCGGCGGAUGUUUUUUGCGAGCAAAUGGUGGAGAAUGAUGUGAAAAGAAGAUUCAAAGAUAGGUAUCUGACGGGUUUGGUUGAAAAGGCAGCGUAUGCGUAUCGCAAAGUAGCAUACGCAAAUGGGCUGUUAGAAAUAAAGGAUAGAAACAUAGAGUGUUGGAAUUUCCUGGAAAGGCUUGGGAAAGAGAAGUGGUGUCGAGCGAAUUUUUCUGAUGAUCGGUACAACCUCAGGACAACACAGAUGGAUAAUGUCCCCCAUGUGUGA